This is a messenger RNA of Mugil cephalus (flathead mullet), 2508 nucleotides long. Its product is annotated as noelin-2-like. The record is from RefSeq and is a predicted model, not a curated record. Lineage: Eukaryota; Metazoa; Chordata; Actinopteri; Mugiliformes; Mugilidae. Gene Ontology annotation, biological process: signal transduction. The transcript has 8 exons. The coding region runs from base 492 to 1940 and encodes 482 amino acids.
GAGAGAGCAGCUCUGGCUCAGCCACAAACGCCGCGCUGCCAGACGAAGGAGGGAGUCCAGGAAACGCACUCUCAGUCUAAAGCAGCUGUUUCCAGGAGCAUCUCCCGCAGCCUGAGCCGAGCGUUGGAUGUUUGGACCUAACGCGUCUUCACAUGGAGGCAUCUGGAAUGGCUCGCGUGCCAGGAUUUAUUCUCUAACCUGUGGCAGCGUUGGAGGGGAGACUCCGGCUGUGGCAAAAAAAAAAAAAAGAAAACACAACCUCUGCUGUGCUUCUUUUUUUUUUUUUUUUUUUAGCCUGCUGAGCGCGUUCCCGUCUUUUUUUUUUUACCUGUAGCACCACGCUGUGCACCUGUUGUUUUUAGAGAAUGACUGCUGUCAACAGUUUGGACUGUGUGUGAAUACCAGGCAGAGUUUCUGUUUGUUUGUUUGUUUGUUUGUGAGUGUGUGUGUGUGUGUGUGUGUGUGGUGUGUGUGAAUGUGUGAGUGUCAGGAUGAGCGUUCCCAUGUUGAAGAUUGGUGCGGUGCUCAGCACCAUGGCCAUGGUCACUAACUGGAUGUCCCAGACUCUGCCGUCUCUGGUCGGACUCAAUGGAACCAUCAUCUCCUCUGAGGGCACUCAUGAGCGGAUUGUCAGUGGCUUGUACCCGGGCUCGGAGGAAGGCUGGCAGGUGUACAGCACGGCCUCGGACCCCGACGGCCGGUGCGUGUGCACGGUGGUCGCCCCGGCGCGAAACCUCUGCAAGCGGGACCCCCGGAGUCGACAGCUACGCCUGCUGACCGAACAGGUUCAGAACGUGAGCCAGUCCAUGGAGGUGGUGGACCUGCGGACGUCCCGAGACCUGCAGUACGUCCGAGACUCGGAGCCACUGCUGAGAGGGGUGGACGGACGUUUACACACUUACGUGGCCAAUCCGCGCUCCCUGACAGCGAAGGGCCUGCAGGAGUUAAAGGGCCAGAUGUCUCAGCUGCGGCCCCUCCUGUCCGUGGUCGAGCAGUACCGGCUGGACCUGCAGACGCUGGCCGGUUUGCGACUGGAGCUGCUCAACCUGUCCGUCAUCCUGACGGGCAUCCAGGAGGAGAUCGGCGCGUACGACUACGAGGAGCUUCAGCAGAGGGUGUUGCUGCUGGAGACCAGGCUGCACAGCUGCAUGAACAAACUGGGUUGCGGCCGUCUGACCGCAGUUAGCAACCCGAUCACCGUGAGAGCCUCGGGGUCUCGCUUCGGCUCCUGGAUGACUGACGCCAUGAUUCCCAGCUCUGACAGCAGGGUGUGGUCGAUGGAUGGCUACUAUAAGGGCCGGCGUGUGUUGGAGUACAGGACCAUGGGGGACUUCACGAAGGGCCAGAACUUUGUGCAGCAUCUUUUACCCCACCCCUGGGCUGGAACCGGGCACGUGGUUUACAACGGAUCCCUCUAUUACAACAAGCACCAGAGCAACAUCCUGGUCCAGUAUCAUUUCCGCUCCCGCAGUGUGUUGCUGCAGCGCAGUCUGAGUGGCGCAGGGUACAACAACACCUUCCCCUACAGCUGGGGAGGAUCCUCUGACAUCGACCUCAUGGCUGAUGAGAUGGGACUGUGGGCCGUCUACACCUCCAUCCCAAACGCCGGAAACAUAAUGGUGAGUCGUCUGGACCCUCGUUCGCUGGACGUCCUCCAGAGCUGGGACACGGGGUUUCCCAAGCGCAGCGCAGGGGAGGCCUUCAUGAUUUGCGGCACCCUGUACGUCACCAACUCCCACCUGGCCGGGGCCAAGGUCCACUUCGCCUACCACACCAACUCCUCCACGUACGAGUACACCGACAUCCCCUUCCACAACCAGUACUCUCACAUCAGCAUGAUGGACUACAACCCCAGAGAGAGGGCGCUGUACACCUGGAACAACGGUCACCAGGUCCUGUACAACGUAACGCUGUUCCACGUCAUCCGGAGUGACGGGUAGACUGGCACGUAAACGGUAAAAAUAAAAAUAAAAAAAUAAAAUAGAAUAGUGUAGAGGAGAACGAGGUGGGUUUUUAACGAAUGUUGCAACUUACAACACACACACACACAUACAUCAGCAAGAUAGUGAGUUCUGUCUGUAUUUGAAUUUGAGUGACUCUUAGGCUGCGAGAGCUCGCUGAGCCAACAACUAGACACAAUGCACGGUUGUCGAACACCAGUUUAAAGGUCACAGACGGGAGUAUUUAUCACGGCGAAGAUGAGAAAAAGAACUGUCUCUGCUUCAGGGGCGCUGGUGGAAAGGAAGAAAUCAGACGUUGUGAGCUCAUACAUAUUCCGUUAUGUUCCAUUCCACUCGUAUAUCAAGAAGUGACUCUGGAAGUUGAGGUCGACUCGUCAAAAAAAGAGAAAUAAAGAAAAAGACAAAAAGGUCGAGCUAAGGAGAAGAAGAAGGAGAAGAAGAAGAAGAAGAAGACAGCCCUGACUGAGAUAUUCUGGAUUUGUGAUGUGAUCGUGGACGUGUUCAGUCAGCAUGGUUGUUCAUUCAAUAAACUUUGUUGUUAAACUUU